AUGGGGAAGUUCAAGAAAAUUCAAGAACUAGUCAAAGAAGAAAAGACGGAAGUGGAUAGUGGAGAGGAAGAAGGAACUGCUACAGAUGAAGAUACUUCUGAAGACGAAGGAUUGACCGUAGAAGAAAAGGCUGAGGAGAAAAAGCGAGCUUUACUGUGGACAAAUCGGGAACGCGUGCUGGUUCUGUGUUCUCGUGGAGCUGACGUUCGCACGAGGCACUUGAUGAACGAUAUUAAGGUGUUGAUGCCUCACGCAAAAGGAGAUUCGAAACUUGAUAAACAGAAGUCUCUGGUUGUCAUCAACGAGAUUGCUGAAAUGAAGAAUUGUACAAAAGUACUCUAUUUUGAAAGCAGGAAGCAUAAGGAUGUCUACUUGUGGAUGAGUAAUGUUGAUAAUGGUCCUUCUAUAAAAUUUCUUGUGCACAAUAUGCAUACAAUGAUGGAAUUAAAAUUGUCUGGGAAUUGUUUAAAGGCAUCUCGGCCAAUUCUUUCAUUUGAUAGCAGAUUCGAUGAGGAGCCACAUUUGACGCUCAUUAAACAUGCUCUGAUGCAGACUUUCGCCACACCUAAUCAUCAUCCUCGGAGUCAGCCAUUCUUUGACCAUGUGUUCUCAUUCUCCGUGACUCCGGAUAAGAAAAUCUGGUUUAGGAACUUUCAAAUUGUUGAUGAGACCCUUCAGUUACAAGAGAUUGGACCUCGAUUCGUACUUGAAACCAUCCGGAUAUUUGCCGGAUCUUUCGAGGGUGCAGUGUUAUACGACAAUCCGGAUUAUGAAAGUCCAAAUGCGAAGCGAAGAGCCCUCAAGCUGCUUAGUAAAGGAAAGUAUAUCGAAAAACAGUUGUCGAAAAAAGUGGGUUCUAGUGAUCAGAAUUUUACAAUAAAUGACUUCGUUCUGUGA
This is a messenger RNA of Haemonchus placei, 897 nucleotides long. The record is from the annotation of a GenBank genome assembly. Lineage: Eukaryota; Metazoa; Nematoda; Chromadorea; Rhabditida; Trichostrongylidae.